AUGAACUGCAGAUUGUCAGAGACCACCUGGGCUUCUCUGGUCUCAGCUCUGAAGUCUAAUCCAUCCUAUCUGAAAGCACUGGACCUUAGCUUCACCAACCUGGACCCUGGAAUGAAGGAGCUCAGUGGGUUCCUCCAGUCUCCCCUCUGCAAACUACAGACAUUGAGAUUGUGGGAAAGCAGAUUGUCAGAGAUCAGCUUGGCUUCUCUGGGCUCAGCUCUGAAGUCUAAUCCAUCCAAUCUGACAGAACUGGACCUGAGCUUCACCAACUUGGACCCUGGAAUGAAGGAGCUCAGUGGGUUUCUCCAGUCUCCCCUCUGCAAACUACAGACAUUGAGAUUGAGGCGCUGCGGUUUGUCAGAGAUCAGCUGUGCUGCUCUUGUCUCAGCUCUGAAGUCAAACCCCUCACAUCUGGAAUACCUGGACCUGAGGGACAACAACCUGGAGGAGUCAGAUGUUCAGCAGCUGCAGGAUCUUAUAGAGAGUCCAGACUACAAACUGAAGACUCUGUAAGUAGAUGGUUGGAGUGAGUCCAGCUGCUCC
Messenger RNA from Cyprinodon variegatus (sheepshead minnow), 543 nucleotides. RefSeq names its product NACHT, LRR and PYD domains-containing protein 12-like. Gene Ontology annotation, molecular function: protein binding. Lineage: Eukaryota; Metazoa; Chordata; Actinopteri; Cyprinodontiformes; Cyprinodontidae. Bases 1 to 513 code for a protein of 170 amino acids. The transcript has 3 exons. The record is from RefSeq and is a predicted model, not a curated record.